AUGGCCAUCUCUGUUCCCAAAUCCUGUAGCCCGACGCGGCCGGCUUUUCUAGACGACAAAGACGACAAUCCGCCAAGGCAGAGCAUGUGGCACCGGUUGGGUUUGCGAAAAUUAUGGCAGGGCCGCGAUGAUCACCGAGACACGACUUCCGGGGAGAGUCAAGACGAAAUUUCUCCCCGCCCUUCUUCUGACAACUCGCGCGCUAAGCAAGACAACUUGACCCGUCGACUCUCGCGAAAAGUUGGCGUCGGUCUACCACGAACUACUCACUUUAAUCGGCAGAGCUCUGAUCUCGAGCGACUGACUCCUCGGGAACCAGAUAUCCGCCGUGCCCUCUCCGCCGACCGUCGCCCUUUAAGUUCCCCGAAAAGCAGGUCUCCACCACCAACCGUGGGCCCCAGAAAGUCCGCGCCCGAGGUUCAGUGGCUCGGCCCGACACCUACAACCACGGUCGAUGACGCCCCCGAACCAGAAUCCGAACCGAACGAUGCCCACGAGAUCAACGAUAUUUCUGAAAGCUCGAACCCCCAUUCCGAAAUAACGACGGAUAAUUUCGACGUAACGGAGGAUGAUGAUUACUCAAUGGAUUUGGAUAUGGAGCUGGAACAACGAUGGAUUUUGAACCUAAGCAUGCACUUCCGAGAUGGGUCGGAGCGGGAGAAAUUCUUCGUGACGUACGCAGAGACACCGAACCGAUGGCGCCGAGUGACGAUUUCCUGCGAUUAUCACGACGCACAACCGUAUUCACUAGAGCGGGAACUGAAGGAACUGCGGUACCAGCGCGACAAGUGUGCGCGGAUCUACGAAUCCAUUCGCGAGUCCCUUCUUGCGAUCCAAUUCUAUGAAGGUGUCACGAAUCUCAGGCUAGAGACGAGCGAUGGCCGCUUACACGUUCAUGUGACGGAGGACGUAAACGAAACAAUCCCAUACCCGCCCAUCUCCUGUAUCAGGCAUUUGGUCAACGCUCCUAUCAUCCCCGAAGACUCGUUGCACUUCGAAUCUCAUUUAUCCGGAUUUGUUUACAAAAUAAACAUGGAUGGGCGUUUCUAUAUCAAGAAAGAGAUACCUGGUCCCGAUACCGUGGACGAGUUCCUCUAUGAGAUUAACGCUUUGCAUGCGCUGAAAGACCGCCCAAGCGUGAUCCAGGUGGAAGGAAUCGUGGUAGAUGAAUGGCGAGGUGUCGUCAAGGGCUUGCUAAUUACCUAUGCAGAAAAGGGCGCACUGGUUGACAUUCUCUACGAGCAACGCGGAAGAACGAGCUUUGCACGACGCGAGCGAUGGGCAAAGCAGAUUGUCCAGGGCCUCUGCGAGAUUCACGAAUCGGGCUACGUGCAGGGCGAUUUCACACUCGCGAAUAUUGUGGUCGACGCAGACGACAAUGCCAAAAUUAUUGACAUCAACCGCAGAGGGUGCCCAGUGGGGUGGGAGCCCCCGGAAAUUGCCGCUAUGAUUGAAAGCAACCAGCGCAUCUCCAUGUACAUUGGAGUCAAAACUGAUCUCUUCCAACUGGGUAUGACGCUGUGGGCAUUGGCGAUGGAGGAGGACGAACCUGAACGACAACCGCGACCUCUUCGACUAGGCGAUGACGUGAAAAUUCCAGAAUAUUACCGACAGAUAGUGGCCAUCUGUUUAAGCCCGACUCCGCGACAUAGGCUCUCAGCGAAGGAUCUUCUCUCUAAGUUCCCCCCACUACCGGAGGCACGGGUAUCAACACCUAUUCAGUCACUGGAGACCAUUGCCAAUGAUUCUAGGCAUUUGCCAUUUAGCAACUGGGCUCUGCCUCAGCCUUCUGAACUUGGCCAGACAUUUCCAAAGGGUAUGAUGCAACAAGAUAACCACGAUUACCCUCAAAAGGAGUUUUCGGGAAAUUCCCAUGAUGAGAUGGCACACCCCAUUUUCUCUGAAAGCCACGACCUCGUCAAGCAAUCAACAAUAACUCUAGCAGAACUCAAUGGAGACAUGGGAUUCUCAUCUAAGCCAUCUUCUUCCUCUACUUUGAAUCACCACGAAUCUCACAACCAUUACGAGUACAUUGAGUUUCCCCGCCACUUUGAUGAUGGCUCGUCGCCCUACCACUCUGACAGUCAGAGACCGGAAGAUACUCUAGUUUCUCAGAUAAGAUCAAUGGGCAAUGGCUUUCACAGCCACACAUUGGAACCACCAGUUUUCUCGAAUAAAUCUAACUCUCUCGAAACUGCCCCCAUGAACAAUCAGCAAGAGACACCUGACCAACCGAUCUAUAACGAUUCCCGUGCUUUAGUCAGCACUGAAAUUACUGCGCCUCCACUCCCCGAGGUCAGCAUAUCUCUUGUUGAGUCACAGGAUCAGGAGGCUCUGAAUCGACCAUUUCCAAAGCCUGCCAACGACGAGGUUGACCUCGAAACCUCAGCUUUGCCCAUUAGCCCUACUUUUCGUGACUACGGUACAUCAAGUGACAACCAGGCCAUACAUUUUUCGACCGGUCCAUCUUCAAUUAAGCAUACAAAUCAGGAAGGCGAUCAGCCAUGUGCUAGGGCUACCACUGACAAGUGUGACCUUGAAUCCUCACAUUUGCCCCUCGGCCCUACUUUCCGUGAUCCUGCAAGUUUGAUCGGCCUUCAACAAAACGCCCCUAAAUUGGUGAAUUCCUCUCCCAAGGAACCCCCAAAGCAGAAGUGUGCCGAUUUGCCAUGCGCAAAAAUCGAAAUUAAACCUAAAUUUUCUGAGCCAUUGCCCACAUCAUCAUCUCUGUCCCUCUCGGAACUACCUAUCAACCCUACUUUCCGUUCUUCUGGAGCUUCUAUCGGUGCACUGGGUACCACUUCAUCGCCGAACUCUUUGCCUGUUCAACUGUCAACACAGAAUGGCGUGGAUCAGCCACGUACAGAUGCCACCACCUAUGUCAAGCCCACACUCACAACACCACAAGGCUCAAAAAAUUCCCAGCCUUUCCCGUCGUCGCCUAUCAAUCCAACCCUAGCUCGCUCUGGGCCUUCGCUCGAGCUUCCGAGCGCCCCUCGAGUAGUGGAAUCUUCUCCUAUUGAGCCACCAAAGCAGACUCAUCCAAGUUCACCAUACGCAAACACGGGCGUUAAACCUAAAUUUACUGAGCCAUCGCCCUCAACAUCUACUCUGGCCUCUUCCGAAUUGCCUAUCAACCCAACCUUCCGUUCUUCCGAGACCUCCAUCAACAUUUCAAGCGCCCCUUCAUCACAGGGUCCUUCUCCCAUUGAAACGCCAAAGCCAGAUCAUGCGGUAAUGCCACGUGAGAACGACAUCACACCCACUUCAUCGCCAAAAUCAUCUCGAUUUCCUUCAAUGCACAUCUCGAGCCUCCGUCACACCGGGGCUUCCAUCGGUUCUCUGGGUACGCCAUUUGCAGCAAGUCCGUCUGUUUUUAGAAUUGGACUGCUAAGACGGCCAUGGGAAAAACCGUCUGCAAAUUAUCCAGACCUGAAAUCCGCAUCGACAAUGUCACCAGGAUCAGCCUCAUCUAUCGGGAACUCUCAGACUUUAAGGAAGCCAGAGAAUGCCAUUUUGCCGGCCAAAACACACCCCAUAGAAUCGCAGAGGAAUGAACCUUGCGGCCAAUCCAGCUCAACGAUGGCCGGCAUCAACCAUACACAAGCAAAUCUACUAAACUCCAACUCGAGUUUGCUGCGUUCGAAGUUGCCCAUCAGCCCUGCUCAUUCAAAUUCGAAGGCUGGUUCCACUUAUGCCGAGGUUGAGAUGGCACGCGCUGUUCAGGGCCCACCUUCAAGUCAAGCUAAACCGAGCAUUUCACGGUUUUCUUCGAAUUGA
Penicillium digitatum Pd1 is the source of this 3780-nucleotide messenger RNA. Its product is annotated as Serine/threonine/tyrosine-protein kinase. Lineage: Eukaryota; Fungi; Ascomycota; Eurotiomycetes; Eurotiales; Aspergillaceae. Gene Ontology annotation, molecular function: protein kinase activity; ATP binding. Gene Ontology annotation, biological process: protein phosphorylation. The record is from RefSeq and is a predicted model, not a curated record. Gene Ontology annotation, cellular component: cytoplasm; nucleus.